AUGGAGCAGCAAGUAGCGAGGCUCGUAGAAAAGGCAUGGGACAAGUUCCAAAAGACGCCUAAAGAGAAACGCCUUUUAAUCGGAAUAUCCGGCAUCCCAGGCUCAGGCAAAACAACCCUCUCCCAAAUAGUAACAACCCGCCUCAACGCCCGCGCCUUGACCCUGGACCCGUCCAACCCAACCCGCACAUCCCACCCGCCCGCAGCCUUCGUCCCAAUGGACGGCUACCACCUCACCCGCGCCCAGCUCUCCGCCAUGCCCGACCCGGAAACCGCCCACGCCCGCCGCGGCGCGGCCUUCACCUUUGACGGAACCGCCUUCCUCGAGCUUGUCACGUCCCUCCGGGAGCCCCUCAGGGCCGAUUCUGCCCCGAUAUACGCCCCGAGCUUCGACCAUGCCGUCAAAGACCCCAAGGAGAACGACAUUGCCAUCCAGCCGUACCACCGCAUCGUCAUCUUUGAGGGGAACUAUCUUACGCUCGACAAGCCGCCGUGGAGCGACGCCGCGAAGCUCAUGGACGAGCUCUGGUUCGUUGACGUAGACUUUGAGGUGGCGAGAAAGCGCUUGAUCGUGAGACACGUCAAGGCAGGCAUCGCCAAGGAUGAGGAGGAAGCUGAUAAGAGGGCAAGGGAGAAUGACCUGGUGAAUGGGAAGGAGAUUGUCGACUUCCGCCUCAAGGUCAACGAGGUUGUUUUUAGUAGAGAAGAUGACGAAUGGAUUCACGAAUGA
Colletotrichum orchidophilum is the source of this 729-nucleotide messenger RNA. RefSeq lists its product as uncharacterized. Gene Ontology annotation, cellular component: cytoplasm. NCBI's taxonomy places the organism in Eukaryota, Fungi, Ascomycota, Sordariomycetes, Glomerellales, Glomerellaceae. Gene Ontology annotation, molecular function: kinase activity; ATP binding. The transcript has 3 exons. Bases 1 to 729 code for a protein of 242 amino acids. The record is from RefSeq and is a predicted model, not a curated record.